CGGGUGCCGUCGGCCGGAGGUGAAGAGGCGGGGUCGACAUGGAAGUGAAGGAUGCCAGCGCUGAGCUGCUCAGUAACUAUGAGGUGUUCCAAUUACUAACUGAUAUGAAAGAGCAGCGUAAAGAAAGUGGAAAGAAUAAACACAGUUCUGGGCAACAGAACUUGAAUACUAUCACGUAUGAAACAUUAAAAUACAUAUCAAAAACACCAUGCAGGCACCAGAGUCCUGAGAUUGUGAGAGAAUUUCUCACACCAGUGAAAAGCCACAAGUUAACCAAAGCUGAAAAGCUUCAGCUGUUGAAUCACAGGUCAGUGACUGCUGUUGAGAUCCAGCUGAUGGUGGAGGAGAGUGAAGAACGGCUGACAGAGGAGCAGAUAGAAGCUCUGGUCCACACCGUCACAGGCAUCCUCCCUGUGGGGCCAGAGGCUGAGCAGAAGCAAAAUACCAACGAUGAUGUGACAAUGGACGAAGAGGACCCAGCAUAG
This is a messenger RNA of Physeter macrocephalus (sperm whale), 485 nucleotides long. Its product is annotated as DNA-directed RNA polymerase III subunit RPC9-like. Gene Ontology annotation, biological process: transcription initiation at RNA polymerase III promoter. The record is from RefSeq and is a predicted model, not a curated record. Gene Ontology annotation, molecular function: nucleotide binding. NCBI's taxonomy places the organism in Eukaryota, Metazoa, Chordata, Mammalia, Artiodactyla, Physeteridae. Gene Ontology annotation, cellular component: RNA polymerase III complex.